Molecule: messenger RNA, 2016 nt
Organism: Durusdinium trenchii
Lineage: Eukaryota; Dinophyceae; Suessiales; Symbiodiniaceae
Source: the annotation of a GenBank genome assembly
AUGUCGGUCCUCCCAGAGAAUGGACACAUCGAUCUUGGAAGCAUUUGGUACCUGAAGGGUGCAGGGAGUGUGCAAACCGCGAUGGCAGUCGUGCUUGCUUUCCACAAGCUGGGGAAAGAGGUCCCACAAGUUUUGAAGAACUCCUUGCAACGGAUCAAGUGCAAACACAUCCGACUGAAAGACCAAAAAACUGAGCUGUUCUUCAAUAUGAAGCGGAGUGCAAAAAACAGCAUCCGGAAUGAGGAGGCUCCACGGCAUGACAGAAUCGUGGGACUCAAACAGACUGCUGUGAAGGUGUUGUUGGAGUUGCCAGAUACUGCCCGCAACUGCAUUCUACAGACUGUGAGCUUCUAUGGUUGGGAAAGCUCCUUGGGUGCCAAGUUCUUGGGCCGCCUUCGCAGUGGAGAUCUGACUCUGCAAAUGGAGCUGUCAUCGGCCUGUGCAGCGCGGGAUGAGAGUAUCCUGGAGAUUCUGAAUGAACUCACACCUGGAAAAGUGGUUGCAGAUGGGAAGGCGGAAGCUGCCCUCCACAAAUCCGCAGCUGAGCUAGAUAGUGCUGGCUACCAGCUGCUCAUGGAGGAAAUUGCCUAUGAUGAGCGUUGUUUGCAGGUGUUCCAGGGCAAGGUGUCCAACUUUGAGAUCCGGGUUACCCAGUUGAAGGAUUCAUGGCGACAAAAGCGAUUCGAGCAUGCAAUGGGUGCAACUCAGAAAUGGUUGGAUUCCAAUGUCGAGUCCUUUGCAUGGCCAUCAAAGUUUGAUUCUGGGUCUGCUUUGACAAUGAUGAAGCGUCUUGAGGAUGCCCUGCUCUUCAUUUGCAACUAUGCAGCCCCAAGCCUGAUCAAAUCUGAUGUCACCGCAGGAACAUUCAGUAUGAUUGGGCAUAUGCUGGGUUCACAGACCUUUGGUGCUAACAGUUGUGGGCUUAUGCUUUGCCCUGUGUUCUCCUACCAGAAGCACAAGUUGUUUGUUGAGGAUUGGCUCUGGCGCGAUUCAUCUUUGUGCAAAUUGCGCCGGAAUGUUGCUGAGGCCAAGCAGUUGGCAGGGAAACACAUGAUUCAAGUGGAAGACAUGUCCCCCACUGCACUCCCUGCUACAACAGACAAUCCUAUCCAGGGGGCCCAUAAGUAUGCCCAAGUGGGGCCUGACGCAGCCAAAAAACUUCUUCAGUCUGCAGUCGAAGGUGUUGCCUUUGGGAACCAGCUUGCACUAAUGCUGGUGGACUGCACGCCCUUGGUGGGGAACUUCUUUGAGGGGUUUAUCGAUCUUGCCAAUGACCUCAAUGUUCCAUUGAAGUAUGCUCCCAUCUUUGCUGAUGAUUCUGCUGAAGAGUGGUUCUUCAGUUAUUUUCAGCAGGAGCUUGUUCGCCGCUUCCAGUUAAAUGACUUCAAGAUCCGCAAUGUUGACAGGUUGGCUGAAGAACCGCCGCCAGCCCACAUGGAGUCCAAGCCGGAACCACCGCUGCUCAAGCGCUGUGUUUGGGGCAAGGUGAAUGGUGAGAUCAGCACCAUUGAGAUUCCGGAGGCAGAGGUGAAGAAGUGGUGGGGGAAGGAUGAGUGGAGGGUUUUUGUGCAGGACUUUCAGGACCGACACCCGACUGUCAAGAAGUUGGAGAAGGCUACCCCCAAAUCUUCUGGCACCACUCCAUCCACCACUCCGGUCCCGAGAAAGCGCAGCCUGGAAGUUGACUACUCCCAGUGUGUUGUGGUUGAAGAUGAUGCUCCUGGCAGUGUGACCAUUGCAAAUGGAUCUGUCCUUGCUGGAUGGGGCAAAGGGAAAUUCCGUGAGAGGGGGCAAAAACCAUGUGAUGAGAAUGAGUUGGAGUUCCUAUGCACCUCCGAAACCAUGGUACACAUUGACAAUAAGUGCUUGAGCCUAUCAGACCUCUUGGAUUCUGAGAAGGAGUCUGCAAAGGUUGCAUACUACAAGGUGUCCAAGGAUCCAGAUGGAAAAUGGAACUUCAAGCAGGAUGGGUCUGGGGUUGGUUGUGUUGUUGAAAGAAAGGGUUGUGUGUGUUGA